Messenger RNA from Plodia interpunctella (Indianmeal moth), 1211 nucleotides. RefSeq names its product shroud (gene sro). Gene Ontology annotation, biological process: steroid metabolic process. The record is from RefSeq and is a predicted model, not a curated record. The transcript has 5 exons. NCBI's taxonomy places the organism in Eukaryota, Metazoa, Arthropoda, Insecta, Lepidoptera, Pyralidae. Gene Ontology annotation, cellular component: intracellular membrane-bounded organelle. Gene Ontology annotation, molecular function: oxidoreductase activity. The coding region runs from base 282 to 1193 and encodes 303 amino acids.
AAAAAGAAUAAAACGAAUGAGCGUACGUAUUAUAUAUUAUAAAAAGUUUUUUUUUUUUCAUUAGACUACAUUCUAUUUCCGACGUAUGGUUUCCGCACGUACCUAAUAUUGAGCGUGAACUUGGAAUAUAAACAUGAAAUUCGUUGUAAAUAUGCAACGAAAUCUGAACCUGUUUCAUAUGCAACGAGUCCGAGAUCCCUAGCCAGUAUCCUGCCGACUGCGAGAACGUUUGGUCUUGAACUUGGAGAACUUUGAGGGGGACAUUUGCCGGUACCCAAACAAUGUCAUUGAACCGCGUAGUAGCCAUCACGGGUUGCGACAGUGGGCUGGGUUGGGCCCUAGCCGCGCGGUCCGCCCGUGAAGGCCUCGUCACAGUGGCUGGCAUGUACCGAGGAUCUGACACCCCCGCUGCCAAGGCCUUGGAGAAGCUGCGUGUGAGGCCCUACCCGCUGGAUGUGACAGACGCCAAGAGCGUUGAAGGGUUUCGGGAUUAUGUUAUGUCCGUCAUAACUGAUAACCCUCGAUACAAAUUGUAUGCAGUUGUCAAUAACGCGGGAAUAAUGACAAUAGGGGACUACGAAUGGCAGACAACGAACAUGAUAGAAUCUACCGUCAAUGUGAACCUUCUGGGAGCAAUGAGGGUCGCGUCGGCUUUCUUACCUGAUCUGAGGAGAACUGUUGAUGGUUCAUCAAAGCCGCGCAUCAUCAAUAUAGCCAGUCACUGCGGACUGCAUCCUCUGCCUGCGCUAGGGCCAUACAGCGCAAGUAAAGCAGGCCUCCUUGCGUGGACACGUGCUCUCAGACUGGAGUACUGGUCACAUGGGGUCACUGCCGUGGCUUUUCUUCCAGGGGGUUUCAUCGGUUCAAGCAGUAUAAUGUCAAAUCAAGUAGCCCUCGGUAAUGCAAUGUUGGAGCAUCUAAAUGAAGAACAGAAAUCAUUUUAUGGAAAACGAAUUGAAGCCUUAUCAAAAUAUUUAGAGUUUGCAUCCAAAGACACAAAUUUCGAUGCGUUGAAAGACGAAAAUAUAAUCGAAACAUUCGUAAAAGCCUUGCUAGAUGAAAACCCGAAGGAACUUUACAAAGUGGAAUCGUGGAGAUACAUGUUUUAUUACAAUUUGUUAAAGUUACCACUCCCAGAAGGCGUACAGCAUUGGUUAAUAAAAAAGUUUGUUAAUUUUCCUGAAGGCGUAUAAAUAAAACUGUAUUUUUUU